AUGAGCGUCGGCACCGGCCACUGUCCGGCCCGCGAUGCCGCCCCCCGGGAGGCGGCGGCGCGACGGCCUGCGCGCCGCCCCCGCUCCGUCCGCGACCUAGCCGCGAGCCGCGGCGACCUAGCCCCUGGCCGCGGCGACCUAGCCCCGAGCCGCGGCGACCUAGCCUCUAGCCGUGGCGACCUAGCCCCGGGCCGCGGCGACCUAGCCUCUAGCCGCGGCGACCUAGCCCCGGGCCGCGGCGACCUAGCCCCGGGCCGCGGCGACCUAGCCUCUAGCCGCGGCGACCUAGCCCCUGGCCGCGGCGACCUAGCCCCGGGCCGCGGCGACCUAGCCCCUGGCCGCGGCGACCUAGCCCCGGGCCGCCGCGACCUAGCCUCUAGCCGUGGCGACCUAGCCCCGGGCCGCGGCGACCUAGCCUCUAGCCGCGGCGACCUAACCCCGGGCCGCGGCGACCUAGCUCCGGGCCGCGGCGACCUAGCCCCGGGGCGCGGCGACCUAGCCCCUGGCCGCGGCGACCUAGCCCCGGGCCGCGGCGACCUAGCCUCUAGCCGUGGCGACCUAGCCCCGGGCCGCGGCGACCUAGCCUCUAGCCGCGGCGACCUAGCCCCGGGCCGCGGCGACCUAGCUCCGGGCCGCGGCGACCUAGCCUCUAGCCGUGGCGACCUAGCCCCUGGCCGCGGCGACCUAGCCCCGGGCCGCGGCGACCUAGCCUCUAGCCGUGGCGACCUAGCCCCGGGCCGCGGCGACCUAGCCUCUAGCCGCGGCGACCUAGCCCCGGGCCGCGGCGACCUAGCUCCGGGGCGCGGCGACGUAGCUCCGGGCCGCGGCGACGUAGCUCCGGGCCGCGGCGACCUAGCCCCGGGCCGCGGCGACCUAGCUCCGGGCCGCGGCGACCUAGCUCCGGGCCGCGGCGACGUAGCUCCGGGCCGCGGCGACCUAGCCCCGGGCCGCGGCGACCUAGCUCCGGGCCGCGGCGACCUAGCUCCGGGCCGCGGCGACCUAGCUCCGGGCCGCGGCGACGUAGCUCCGGGCCGCGGCGACGUAGCUCCGGGCCGCGGCGACGUAGCUCCGGGCCGCGGCGACGUAGCUCCGGGCCGCGGCGACGUAGCCCCGGGCCGCGGCGACCUAGCUCCGGGCCGCGGCGACGUAGCUCCGGGCCGCGGCGACCUAGCCCCGGGCCGCGGCGACCUAGCUCCGGGCCGCGGCGACGUAGCUCCGGGCCGCGGCGACCUAGUCCCGUGCCGCGGCGACCUAGCUCCGGGCCGCGGCGACGUAGCCCCGGGCCGCGGCGACCUAGCUCCGGGCCGCGGCGACCUAGCUCCGGGCCGCGGCGACGUAGCUCCGGGCCGCGGCGACGUAGCUCCGGGCCGCGGCGACCUAGCCCCGGGCCGCGGCGACCUAGCUCCGGGCCGCGGCGACCUAGCUCCGGGCCGCGGCGACCUAGCUCCGGGCCGCGGCGACGUAGCUCCGGGCCGCGGCGACGUAGCUCCGGGCCGCGGCGACGUAGCUCCGGGCCGCGGCGACGUAGCCCCGGGCCGCGGCGACCUAGCUCCGGGCCGCGGCGACGUAGCUCCGGGCCGCGGCGACCUAGCCCCGGGCCGCGGCGACCUAGCUCCGGGCCGCGGCGACGUAGCUCCGGGCCGCGGCGACCUAGCCCCGUGCCGCGGCGACCUAGUUCCGGGCCGCGGCGACGUAGCCCCGGGCCGCGGCGACCUAGCUCCGGGCCGCGGCGACCUAGCUCCGGGCCGCGGCGACGUAGCUCCGGUCCGCGGCGACGUAGCUCCGGGCCGCGGCGACGUAGCCCCGGGCCGCGGCGACACUUUGCACCUGCUGGCCGCUCGUUCCAACGCGCGCCUGGGGAAAGGAUCGCCUUUCGAGUGGCGCGCGCUGCUAGCGGGCAUCUGGGACGGAGAGAAGGGUCUGCGGUCCUCGAUGGUGGGGGUGUUGAAGUCGGGGGAGGGGGAUGGGAUCGCGAAGGGGUGGUGGAGCCCAGGGCCUCGGCGCUUCAAGCCACCCGGGUCCCCCCGGCGAGCAGACACACGUCUGGCGCGACAGGAGAUCGCGCAGGCCACUCACACGAACCCAGAGAUUACCAGCACGUCGCUCCUGCAGUAG
Bacillus rossius redtenbacheri is the source of this 2115-nucleotide messenger RNA. Its product is annotated as elastin-like. The coding region runs from base 1 to 2115 and encodes 704 amino acids. NCBI's taxonomy places the organism in Eukaryota, Metazoa, Arthropoda, Insecta, Phasmatodea, Bacillidae. The record is from RefSeq and is a predicted model, not a curated record. The transcript has 4 exons.